Helicoverpa zea (corn earworm) is the source of this 387-nucleotide messenger RNA. RefSeq lists its product as uncharacterized. The transcript is spliced from 3 exons. Bases 1 to 387 code for a protein of 128 amino acids. NCBI's taxonomy places the organism in Eukaryota, Metazoa, Arthropoda, Insecta, Lepidoptera, Noctuidae. The record is from RefSeq and is a predicted model, not a curated record.
AUGAUGGGCUACACUAUAUUGGAAGUGGAAGAUAUGCCAGAAGUACUUAAAAACAAACCUCGUUGGGUGACGUGCGUGGCUAUCGCGAUAGCAGUUAUCACUAUAACUGCAUCCGCCGUGGCUGUGGGCGCCUUCAUAGGCUACACAUACUGCUACAUCGAACACCGGACUAUGUCAGGUAAUAUGACGCACUCGGUGAGCUUCCAAGUUGUGAUACCGCACGUUCAGGACACCGAAGAGAUGAAAACAAACAGGACUAUUAACGGCGCUCUUACUGGAGUACUUAUAUCAAGGCUUCUCAACAUUGGCCAGGAUUUUAUUUCCCAGGAUUGUGCUUCUAUGCCAUUUAACGAAACCGCAUCAGAAAUGUUUCACCUCACACUCUGA